AUGACCGCCACGGUUUUGGAAACUCCUAGGAUUAAGACGAAACGUCGCGUACCCCUGAAGUCUAUUGAUAUGGCAACGUCCCAGGCGCAGGCGCGUCCUGCGUCUUCUGCCGCGCCUGGCAGAAAGGGGACAAGGUCGAGUGCACGAUUGAGUUUAAGCAGUGUGGAGAAGAGCGAGGAGAAAACGGCACCUACCAAGAGAAAACAAGAGGCCUUCGAUGAAGAAGAUGAGGGGUUUCUUUUUACUCGCAUUAAGACUAAAAAAUCAAAACCAACGGUGGAGUCUAUCCCGGAGAUCUCUCAACCAGAGGUACCCGCUCCUAAACCGUCACCGAGGAGGGGCCGGCCUCCGAAGAAACGUCCGGUUGAGACGUCAGAGAGUGCGAUAGCGUCGAAGAAGUCAUCGGAGAGUUCGACCAGGCAAACGAGGGCGACUGCGAAACCUACUUUAUCCGAACCAGAAACACAACCGGCGAGCGCCGCGCGCACAACACGCACAACACGCAGGCAGGACAAUGGUGAAACAGCGCCAGUGGAAAAGAAGCGGAAGAAAGGCAGACCGAGUAAAUCUCAUGAUGGCGAACGGAACGGUUUUGUUUCGCCCGAACCGCAACAGGCUGGGACAUCGAAGAUUACCUUACCUAUGGCGGACACACCGGUCAUACAGCGGAACAAGGAAUUGAGGGGUGCGACAAAGUCAGGGAAAGGAAACAGACGGAGCAGCUUGGGGAUGCGGGGACGCAGGGCCAGCUCGCUAAUUGACUCCGGGGCGUCAAAUGCGUUGCCUCAUGAUCAAGUUGACACUGCAGAAUUCUAUAAGCACAUUGCGGGUGAUUUGCCGGAGCCACGGAGGAUGAGGCAGCUCUUGAUUUGGUGCGCGACUCGAGCAAUGAGCGAUAAACGAGGGCGCUCGGAGGAUGCGAGCGCUCGCCUAGCGGCGCGUGUAAUCCAGGAGGAAUUACUCAAGGAUUUCUCUACUAAUUCCCAGCUUUCGAACUGGUUCGAGCGAGAGGAUGUAGAUCCGCCGGCUGUCAUUGUUAAGAAGCCAAAUCCGAAGAAUAUUCAAAACGCAGAUAAGAUCAAGGAGUUGGAGGAGCAAAUACAAAGGCUACAACGAGAGAGGCACGCUCUCAACGCACUUCUUCGACCACCUUCUAUUCCACAGAUCAAACCAUCGAAACAGCAGGAUACCACACCGGAUGGCCAAAAAGACCCCCCGCAAUCCGACGCUGAACCCAAACCUCGGUCAGAGCCUGAACCGAUUGACUUAUCUUUAUUAGAUCCUUCACAGCAAAAUAUCUAUGAAUCGAUAGAUCCCAGCUCCGCAAAGUGGAAACCUAAUUCUGAGACUCAGACGACGUCAUCAUCAGAACUUAGCUUACCACCAGUAACACCAUCGGCUAUAUCCACAAGGCUUUCCCGGAUAACCCAUGCUCUAGCGCCGACCCUCGAUUCAUUGGCGGCCGGCGUCCACGAUAUCGAACUUUACCGAACCAUGUCAGACACCGUAUCGUCGCGAGUACUGCGCGUCUGCGCCGAGCGACUGGAUGAGCGGGAUGCAGGAAACGCAAUGCAUCGAGUUGCGGCAGAGGAGGGCGAGAGCAAGGAUCUCACCCUGCGGCUACGGCCGAGAGAAGACCUUGGUCUGAUUCUUGGAGCAUUAAGUCGGAUAGAGAGGUGA
Aspergillus bombycis is the source of this 1680-nucleotide messenger RNA. RefSeq names its product Mis12-Mtw1 family protein. Gene Ontology annotation, biological process: mitotic sister chromatid segregation; cell division. The record is from RefSeq and is a predicted model, not a curated record. The transcript has 5 exons. Gene Ontology annotation, cellular component: MIS12/MIND type complex. Lineage: Eukaryota; Fungi; Ascomycota; Eurotiomycetes; Eurotiales; Aspergillaceae. The coding region runs from base 1 to 1680 and encodes 559 amino acids.